AUGGCUAGGGAUUAUCCUCAGAAUAAGAAUCAUAUGCAGGGGAGGAGCACCGGUCGAGUUUAUACUUUGGAUGCAAGGAAGGCUAAGAGCAACAAUGCCUUAAUUGCGGGUACGUGUCUUGUCAAUGAUCAUCCUUGUUUUGUAUUGUUUGAUUGUGGGGCGACACACUCUUUUGUAUCAGUUCAGUGCAUGAAGCGUCUUGGCUUGCAAGCAAUUCCCUUGUCUCCUCAUAUGGUGGUUACUACUGCCAUGGAUGAUGUGGUUGAGACACCGUUGAUUUGUGAAAAUUGUUCGCUCUCGAAGUUGAUUAUCAUUCCAUCUAGUGAAGCUACUCCAAAGGAUGUAUUAACUACUAUCUUGGAAGGUACAGUUAGCAUGGUUAAUUUCUUAUUUGAGAAAGAAAAGUCAGUUCUCUUGGUUCUCACCAAGGAAUGUAGCGGCAAUCUCAAUGUUACACAAAUUCCUAUCGUUUGUGAAUUUCCGGAAGUUUUCCCUGAGGAUGUCACUUCUCUUCCUCCUGAAAGGAAAGUGGAAUUCUCUACUGAUCUGAUACCUAGGAUGGCUCCAAUCUCCAUUUCUCCCUAUUGUAUGGCGCCACUCGAGUUGAGAGAGUUGAAGGAUCAAUUAGAAGAGUUGUUAACAAAGCAUUUCAUCUGA
Molecule: messenger RNA, 657 nt
Organism: Lathyrus oleraceus (garden pea)
Lineage: Eukaryota; Viridiplantae; Streptophyta; Magnoliopsida; Fabales; Fabaceae
Exons: 2
Coding region: 1-657 (218 amino acids)
Source: RefSeq, a predicted model, not a curated record